AUGGCGUCACAUAUUGCCACUGGCGUGUCUCUACGAGCGUCUGUUACAUUGCCCGUGAGUAAUAGCUCUAUGGAUAGUUCUCGUACGAGCAGCCACCCCUCAGCAGCAACAUCAAAAACCGCGACAACGACUCCCGAAGGUUCACCAAGUACCAUGGCAAUGACGGCUGGGGCCAAGAUGGCUGGAACAGACGACAGCCAGCUUUCUCUUACACCCGACUUGGCGUAUACGGACGCAGCGGCCAUUUUUUCGCUCGCAGAGAGGGCAGACCGACUCGUUGACUGUCUUGUUGUGGGUGGCGUGUCUGCCGCUGAUUUUCACGAAAUCGAGGCCGAACGGGACCGCCGCGGACGACGCAUCCGCCUCUUCUUCCUGCCGGACCGGGCCUGCACCAUUGUCACGAUCCCCACCGGGCCACAUGAACAAGCACAUGUUGAGCUGUACUAUGUUGUGCGCGAUUCGCUAAAAGAAAUGGGACUGGCGAACGAGUGGCAGUCAGUCGCUGCGGAGACGUUUGCCACAGGCAGCCGCGGCUCCGGUGAGGGCGAUUCGGGUGGCGGGCCACUCUGGCGGAACGAUGAGGGCGGCAUUUUCUGGCCCACAAUCGUCAUAGAAGCGGGAUUUAGCCAAUCCAUGGCAUCGUUGUGCGCGAAAGCAAACUGGUGGUUCAGCGUCUCGCACAAUCAUAUGAAGAUUGUGCUUCUCGUCAAGAUGUCGUUCACCGCCACUGAAUCCAGCAUCGCUGUAGAGAAAUGGACAUCGACCACACGCCGCACGGCUCGUCCCGGCGCAACGACGACACGCUCGCUCGCCCACGCUACGCCGUCUGCUAUGGAACCCGGUUGUCGGCAGCGAAUCGACAUUUCUUGGUCGGGGCCCUCCCCCAUUCAACAGACCCCACGCCACGGUCGCGUCGCAACACUCUUCACUGUCGUAGGCGCCCCCAUGGUCCUCGGAUUUGAGGAGUUGAUGUUGCGUCCUCCCGUGGCAGCGCACGGUGAGCACGACAUUGUAAUCUCCGCGGCACAUUUUCAAGACCUGGCUUUCCGUGUCUGGCUGUCGGUGUGA
Sporothrix schenckii 1099-18 is the source of this 1068-nucleotide messenger RNA. RefSeq lists its product as uncharacterized. The record is from RefSeq and is a predicted model, not a curated record. The transcript has a single exon. Bases 1 to 1068 code for a protein of 355 amino acids. NCBI's taxonomy places the organism in Eukaryota, Fungi, Ascomycota, Sordariomycetes, Ophiostomatales, Ophiostomataceae.